Messenger RNA from Sphenostylis stenocarpa, 1017 nucleotides. NCBI's taxonomy places the organism in Eukaryota, Viridiplantae, Streptophyta, Magnoliopsida, Fabales, Fabaceae. The record is from the annotation of a GenBank genome assembly.
AUGCCUUCUGAUCGACACUGUGGCUUUUACUUUGCCAAGAAGAUUGAGGAAUACACCCUUCAAAGUGGGGAACUGAGGAUUCCUCGAAGGAUUGUGAGCAGAUGGUGGGAAGGAAUGUCCAACCCUGUACUCUUUGUGCUCCCGAACGGUGAUAAAUGGGAAAUGAAAUGGAAAAAAAGUAAGGCUGAUCUUUGGUUGGUUGAUGAUUGGAAGAAAUUUGCAGAAUUUUAUUCUUUGGAUCUAGAGCAUCAGUUAGUGUGCAAAUAUUUGGGAAAGUCACAGUUGGAGGUUGCAAUACUUGAUCAAAGUGGCGGGGAAAUUUUUUACCCUUUGAGGGAAGGAGCUUCAGAUGGUGAAGGGAAUAUUAUGUGCCAGAUUAAGAGGGGAAAAUCUCCCUUACAACUUUCUCUUUCUUCCAAGAAGAUGAAAACCAUCCCAAAAACGGAACCUAGUUGCAGCCAAGAAGUUAAAACUAACCGUGAGAUUAAUAUAAUAAGGAUCACACGUGGAAGUAGUAGUAGUAGUAGCUGCUCAAAAUCUAUGACCAAUGCUGUUCAAAGUGAGGGACAAAGUGCUUUAGAGAGAGCACAGGCUUUCCGCUCUCAUAAUCCUUUCUUCAUUCGUGAAAUGAAACCAUCAUACAUUAACAUACUGCUGGUCAUACCAACCAGUUUUGGUACUGACCACGUAGGAAUUGAUGGUAAAAGCAUUGCUAUUGGGACCUCUGACUCUGGGGACAAAACCUGGCUUGUGAAGUUUUGUGUGAAUAGUAGCAAUGGACAAUCAGUACUCACUACUGGUUGGAGGAAGUUUGUGAAGGAGAAUAACUUGAAAGUAGGGGAUGUUUGUGUUUUUGAGCAAAUUAAGUCACCAGCAUUUUCAUUGAGAGUUCAUAUUUUCCGUCAUGGAGAAGAAACAAAUCCUACCAAUUUUUCAGAUUUGUCAACUCCUAAAAACAUUCUGAACUUGUGUUUGGAAGACUUGGCCAACUACUUUGAUCUUAUUCCUUUGAAGUAA